Messenger RNA from Rubroshorea leprosula, 3613 nucleotides. NCBI's taxonomy places the organism in Eukaryota, Viridiplantae, Streptophyta, Magnoliopsida, Malvales, Dipterocarpaceae. The record is from the annotation of a GenBank genome assembly.
AUUAGCUUUCUAUCUGCUCGCCGGAGAGUCCUGAUUUCCAUUUCAUGGCCGUUGUCUUUCACGGCUUCUCCAUCCGUGAGUAUGCUUCUCAGAAGAGGAGCGUCGACGUUGCCAAGUGCUGGCCCUUCACUCAUGCCCCCGACACUAACAUAAGCGUAGAAACUGUCCAGUCUCUUCUCCCUCCCAUCACUGUCACCAAAUUCCGCUGGUGGGCGCACGAGCUCCAUCUUCUCAAUUCAUCAUCUCACCGUUGUAGUGACGUCAACUGUCCCGUCUGUGGUGGUUUCACUGCUGCUAAUGUGAACGGCUGCCUCGCUCAAGCUCCUCCGGAGGAAAGGCGUAGUCAAACAAAGCCCAAAUCAAGGAUCCCUAAGAAACGAUCCAUCGUUGAAAUUUUUGCUGUCGCGCCGCAGAUCCAUAGGCUCGACGAUGACGAUGAUAACCGGAAUUUCAAGACUGAGAGGCAAAAGACCAAGAAAAAGAAUAAGAGAGCAACAAUUGCGAGGAAGUUGAUGGUGAAGAAAAAGAAGAAACAACAGAAGUUGAAGAAGGAGCGCCUAGUCCUCAAUAAGGGUAAUACUCAGCUUAAGCUGCAAAAUCCAGUCAAGUUCACUCGAAAACAAAACAGUCUAUCAUGCAAAAAGCGAAUUGGAAAGGACAUUUCAGGUUCAGGUGCUGUUCCCAUCUAUAGAAAGAAACGAGGUUCCAAAUUCUUCUCUACAAGAAAGAAGAGCAAAGUCAUUGCAGCAUCUAAACUGAUUAUGGAGCAUAAAAAACUGGCAUCUCCUGUACGUGGAAUUCUCAAGAAUCAUAGAAAAGUUAUUUCUGGAAAGAACUCAAAAAUUUGUAACUUGCAGGGUGCCUCUCAAGCAAGUGAUCAAGGCAUUUGUCAUUCAGUUAAGCAUGUUAGUUUCUUGGUUGAGGAUGAUAUGCCUGGUGCAAUUAAGAAAACUGUUGUUUCUUUUGAGAAAUGCGUUUCUGGUUCAGAUUCCAUUCAUCCAUCAAAAAAAGGUUAUUGCACUGAAAGUGAUAAAGAGGUAGCUGCAAGCGUGACAAAUGGAAGUGAUGAUGACGGAACUAUGGUGCAAAUAAUGAUUGAGAAGCAACAGUUCCCUGGUAUCUGUGAUCAUGUUGACACGCCAAGUUUUUCACGGAAACCUGUUGGUGAGCAAGAAAAGGCAAACAAUUUUUCAGAUAAAUCUGUGUCCCUUCACCAAGUUGCACUGGAUGCUGCUGCUGGUUUUGCUUUGACUGAAACAGCCAAUGAAACGGCUCCAUUAACAUCACAAUUUACGACCAGCCAUGCUCUUUCUUACCAAGCAUUCUGUCAUUUGCCUCAGGUCAAACCAAAGAACAGCUUAUCUCUCCUACCAGAGUGGAACCAAAAGAUAGUUGCAUUUAGAGAAAAUGACAUGGAUGGGGAAGUUUUUGGUUUGCCUCUUAACUCACAUGGUGAACUAGUCUGUGUCCGUUCAAGUGGUAAAAGUGGGUUCAACCAACUAAAGUCAAGCUUAUUAAGAAGCUCUUUCAAUGGCAAUGAAAAUUUCAUCUGGCCAAGAAAUAUGGAGCAUCAUUCAAUUAUGAAAGAAAAGCAUUUUAUUCAGAGAGAAGUUCAAAAUGAUCAGUUAAACUUGUUUCAUGCACAAAAUCAUGCCAAAGAGAACCCUUGUGUACAUUCAACAGCUAUAUUGGGUCCUACUGAAUUAUCAUCUCCUGGAGAUGAAGACACUCACUGUCUAAAUUCUGAAAGGAGUAGAAACCAGUACCUCUACUUUUUGGAUUCAGAAUUUAACAUGAUGAAUUCUCUCAAUUCAUGCAAGCAAUAUGACGAGCUCCAGAACCAAAAGUGGACUGGCAUUACUCAUAGAAAGGAAAAUGCAGAUCACAUGCUCCUGAACGCUCCCUUGCCAACUAUGCGAUUGAUGGGGAAAGAUGUCACAAUUGGCAAAAGUGACAAUGGGAUGCAAGGAUUGGCAGGCAGAAAGGUCUGGACAGGUAAGGAAAUCGUGAGAGAUGAUUGUUCUACAAGGUCUGCUCGACACAAUUCUGCUUUUGAGAAACAUUUUCAGUGUGACUGGUAUUUGAAUGGAGGUUCAGGAAAGUUUAAAGAAACUUCUUUUCCACCAUUUGAAUCCAAGAACGAUCUGGCCUGUCAAAGCAAUGUAUUGAUGCAGUCUCUUGAGACUGGUUUCUUUCAGCCAGCCCACAACUUGCAAACUAGUGCAGAGUUUCAAAACAAAAACCCUACUGUCGACAGAAAUCAUAAUCCUCAAACAUACCACUUUUCUCAUGCACCCACUUCCCAUGCUAUUUUUAGCAGUGGAGUCAACUUCCUGGAGCCUUUCAUAUCAGAAACUGGAGCUGUAAGAAUCACGUCUCAACUUCCCCUAGUAACUACUCUUCACAGAAAGUGUCAAGAUCUGGAUUCUGCUGAACUUAAGUACAAGCAGAAUCUGCUCAAUGCUACACAAUCAUCUCUCAACUUUCCUUUCAUGCAUCCAGAUCAUGGUGAAAAUGUCCAACAAUUUUUGUUGCAAAGCCCCUCUAAGACCUUCAUCCCUUGGUUGUUACAAGCAACACAUGAGGUAGGGGAACCUAUUGUACCUGCGCAAUCUUUUCCAAAUGUGGCUAGUGGUACAUAUCAUCCCUGUACACCCCAAACCAACCUUUUUCCAAACCCAUCGGUGCAUCAUUCACCAAUAUUUUCAUAUGAUCACAGUCCAAUGAUCACUCACUCAUGUGGGAAGAAUCCAUUUGGGCCACCAUCUGUAUUUCACUCCCCACUCAUUCCAUCUCUUCCAAGAGAUUGCCCAGCUCCUUCUGUUAACAUGAGUCAGAGAAACAGAAUCCAGGUCAAAGACAGGAUGAAGUUAAAAGAUAUCAGGUUUCCAGAUAUGUGUCAGAAAUCAAAAAAGAGGCCUGGAGCUAAAGAAGAUUACUCGGCAAAUCCGACAAAGAUAGCUAAACUAGGAAUUCAAGAUGGUUUAGGAGGUCUCACACAGAUGGCAACAGAAAAUAUUUGUAAGAAUGUCCAGUGUAGCACCGAAUUUCUUGAAACUGAGUUCAGCAGGGAUGAAGCCAGUUGUGCAGGAGGGAUUCCGAAUGACCCUCCUUGCAAUGAGCUUGAAGCUUCUUUUGACACUGAUUCUUCCAGGGUGGAUGGUGUGGCAAGACUAGGUCCUCGUAAACUAAGUGCAGGGGUAAAACAUAUACUGAAACCUAGCCAGAAGAUGAAUAAGUGUAACAGCCGGCCAAUCCAUUCAACUAUCCCUUUUGCAUCAGUGACUGACUGUAGUAGCUUGUUGGGGUCUCAGAAGUCAACAAAAAUUUACAGGUUUUAGGUACAAGGCUUAUCCUGCUACGCAUUGUUCUUUGAUUCGGUUUAAUUCAGUUGUGCUCCAUCGAUUCUGCAGGUGAAUGUAUCUUGUAGCGGCACUUAAUGCUUGCAUCUUUCAGCACUCGCGUGGUAAUACGCAUGCAAUUGAAAUAUGUAAUCUGGUACUGUUUAAUUCAGUCUUUGUACUAAAAAUCUGUAACACUGUUGUAAACAUGGAUCUGAUCUGAGUGGAUGCUUUAAUGUGAAUUCCUCCAGCAACAAAUGUAUUCUGUUAAU